AAGUUUCAAGGUCGAUAGUGUUGACUACGCACAAGACACGAGCCUUGGCGACCAAGGCGAGCACAGCCACGGUGGGAACACCAGUGUGUCAUCUUAGCUCGAGGAGGACCUCCAUACUGCCCCCUCUCAUCUUCACCUCCCUCAUAACUGUUCCUGGUAGAAUGCCAAAUUGAUGUGAUUUUGCAAGCAAUCCAGUGACCUGAUAGUGGAUUAUAAUACCAAGGACUUCAGAUGAUUCCAUACCAGGUGACCUGACACUGGAUUACGGUUUAAUGUAGGUCGGGAAGCUUGGAGUACGCUACAGUGUUUGUAACGAUGGAACCCCGAAGGGGUCCCGUAAGCAGCAAUGUUCCAGGAGUUGCUCACAGUAUCAGAAUAGAAGGCUCUGGUGGUUUGUCCAGGAUCCCUGCAAGUUUGUCAGUACCCGUCGCUCCUUCCGCUAGUUCUGCCAUCAUGAGCUCCUUGGCCUCAUGCACAGCAGAUGGCCAUUAUGACCACUCCUUCAAUUCACUGUCAUCCCUCCAGAGCAUCACUCCUGACCUUCUGAACAAUGAACUACGAAGUGUGGAUUUGGGACCUCUUGAAAAGGAAUGCUUUAAACUUAUAAAUGAAAAAGAAGAGCUUCAGGUGAAAAAUGCUAGCGAGUUACUGAAAAAAAUGGGUUGUGCCCGGGAGAAGGACCUUCAGGUGAAAGUGGUUUCCAUAUUUGGUAACACUGGUGAAGGCAAGUCAUAUACCCUCAAUCAGAUAUUCUUCAAAGGUGCUGAAGUUUUCAAGACCAGUUCAAAUCAAACCUCGUGCACUCUGGGGGUGUGGGGAGCUUACAAUGCUACUAACAAAGCGCUAGUCUUGGACACAGAAGGCAUGCUUGGCAUUAGCAACAGUUCUAAACAACGGAAACGCCUCUUACUCAAGGUUCUUGCUGUGUCUGAUGUCAUCAUUUACCGGACACGCUCGGAAAGGCUCAACACUGAUAUGUACAAGUUUUUGGCAGAAGCCUCAAGAGCGUACACAAAGUACUUUCGUGCUGAUUUGGAAGCAGUAGCCCGUAAAGCCGAGUGUGACUGUGUCUUUGGUCCUCCUGUGUUUAUAUUUCAUGACACAAGACACACCAGUGUUCUCAUAGAAGAGGCGGGCCAAAAACCAGAAGAGCAGUUGAAAGAAAAUUUCACCAGACAAAACCUCAAAAUUGAUGGGUUUAACAGCUUACAUUAUAUUGGUGAAUGCAACAAUGGAAGUGAAACUGACUUCACGCGAAUUAGAAACGCUGUGAUUGAAGAACUACAGAACAAUGGUAUCCGAUCACCACGCCGACCUAAAAUUGUCCUUGAUAUGCUAGAAACUAUAAAUAGAAAAUUUAGUGGGCAGAUCCAGAGUAGCGAACCUGCAUUUCCAGAUGAAUACUUUACCUGCACAAGUGUUUGUGCAGCUUGUCAGGCCCGCUGCUGUCUCUUCAUGAAUCAUGCAACACAUGACGACGGCUCUAAGGACCAUGAAGCUGAACGCCAGUGUAAAUAUCACCAUCAGUUUGAGAACAAGGUGUUCCUGUGCCGGAAAUGUGACAGUGAAGGAGAGAGACGAAUUGUAGUCCCCAAGACUUCAUCGGCUAAAGACAAUACAUGGCUUGGCCUUGCUAAAUAUGCAUGGGCAGGAUAUGUGUUGGAGUGUGAGAAGUGUGGGAUAAUCUACCGAAGCCGUCAGUACUGGUAUGGAAACGAGUCUCCUGACAGAUGUGUGGUGAAAGAAGAGUAUCAGCAUGUGUGGUCUGGCACUAUCAUUGGAGGGGCAGCACAUGCUGGAAGACAGGUUCUGGAAGGUGUGGCGGCUCUGGGAUCGGCUCUAUCAACAAUAUCGGCUCCUCCAGCAAAAGUCGUUUCGUCCUGGCUCACAAACCAAGUUAAUCCAGCUUAUUGGACACCAAAUCAUUUGUGCACACAUUGUAAGAUGUGCAGAGAGCUUCUUGACACCAUUCACCAUUGUCGCAAGUGUGGUGAAGGGUUUUGUGAUAGCUGUUCAGAUGUCAAGAUGCCUGUGCCUGAAAUGGGAUGGGGCGAGGAGCCAGUGAGAGUGUGCAAAAAUUGCUUCAAAAAUGGAAAUGGCCAAAUUAUUGGAAAUGAAGAUAAUGAUUGUGCUACUGAUGAGAGAACAGUCCGUGCUCGGCAAGUUAGUGAAGUGAUCUCUGGAACAUUAGCUUCUGUGGCAAAGUAUCCAAUAGAAUUUCUAAAGGACAGUGCACGACCUUCGUAUUGGAUUCCAGAUGAAGUUAUAACAAAGUGUAUAGUGUGUGAGAAGGAAUUUGGACCAAGAUUAACCUUACAUCAUUGUCGGGCUUGUGGUCAAGGUGUGUGCAACAAAUGCUCUCCAAAUCUUAGGCCAGUUAAAGAACGUGGUUGGGACCAUCCAGUGCGGGUGUGUAAUAACUGCCUUAAGUAGUCAAAGGUUCGACGCUCUUAACCAUAUGUAAGUAAAAACUUCCUCUCCAAAUAUUGUAGGAAUACUGCUGCUACAGAAAACUGCCCUCAGGAAUGUACAUCAACUUUUUGAAACCUUGUUAACUUUUGGCCAUGUAAAUGUUAAUAGCUUAUGGGGACAGGAAGAUGCCUGUGAACAUAAUUUUGAAUUUAAAUUUUGAUAACUUUUUAUAAAAUAGUGUAAUACAAGGGUUUAAUUAAAUUUAGUCAAAGAAAAUUGUCAGAUUACAUUGCAUGGGUCUAGCGGUAAUGGACGUUAGUUUGGUAGGUGACAGUAUCAUUGUUCACACUUACAGGAAAUAGAAUGUUGAGCUGGUUUAUUAUACAGCCUCACUCUUCAGUCAUUGUACUGCUACUGUAUUUACAAACAUAACUUCUGUGAGAGCAAUAGUGUGAGUGUAUUUUUGAUCAAUAAUAAACUGUGAUGUAAUUAAGGCCUAGUGUACCAAGUAACACAUGCCUGCCAUAUUGGGCAAGUCUAAGGCAGCACUUGAGUUGAGGCUCUUUAAAAACUUUUCAACAAUGUGUAGUGAUCAAGUUUCUUUCUGUGCUGAGGUGUCAACUUCACAUGUUAAUUUAGUGGCAUUGUUCCGAGUGAAAACAAGAGCACAACAGGAUAAAGCUAGGGGUGUAGGGGAUAUUUGUGGAAUAUUAGCUUAAAAAUCCAGCAUUAAGUGUCAUUUUUUUUUUCUGAUCCAUUACCUCUAUUGCUACCUUAACCAUAGCCCAUAUGGUCCACUUAGAACACCACUCAUCGCUAGGAUCUCUGUGGCAAUACACCCCACCAUGGCAAGUGACUUCAAAUGGCGUGCCACGUAAUUUGUACAGGGAAAUAAUGAAGCACCCUUGAUCCCCUGCUGAUCAACUGAUCCACUAUCAAAUGGGGGAACUUAACCACAACACAGCAGUGACAAAGAGAAUAACCACAGGAAGGAAAUGAACCAGCACUGACAAACACAGGAACCAGCUGUCACACAGAAACCAGAGGAAUGUUAGCCUAGGGUGAGAGGGGAAAGGAAAUUAUUGGAUGAAAGUUCCAAGUCAUUACGACUUAAAAGGGAUAAGGAUUUGGGAUGGGAUGGGGAGAGGAAUGGUACCCAUCCACUUGGAUGAUUGGGGGUUGAAUGCUGACCUGCAUGAAGCGAGACUGUAUUUCUACUGUCCAGCCCAAGUGAUUAGAGGCACUGCCAAUAGAUAAGGCAUUGAAAGUGUGAUUUAGCAUCCUUAGGCCUGAAUAUCAGAAAAGGACAUGGCUGAAAAGAGGGCAUUGAGAAUGGGAAAUUUAUCAAGGUCAUUAGUAUGGAAACUGCCAUGCAGCUCUGUGCAUGGCAGUGCCACCUGGAAAGUCUUGAACAAUGGGGGUUUAAAAAUGCAUAUAAAUGCAUAUAAAAAUGCAGGGUUAAGUCUGGUGGUGAAUGGUGUUGGGUGAAACAUGCAGGAUACGGUUAAGAGAGCAACCAAAGUGCUAGAGCUUAGAAAAUAGCGGCAUCUCAACUCAGAUGGUAGAGAAAUAUACAACUUUUUAUUAAGAAAAAUUUCUGGAGAAACAGAAAAAUGGUGGACUAUACAUACAGAAAUAAUAUAAAUAAAAUUCCCCCCACCCCCCAAAAAAAUAAAGUAUCUUUCCUACUGAAAUUUUACAAAAGCACUGUGUACCUUUUUCUUACUUAUUGCUAUACUGUAUCUAUUUUGGGUUUUGUCUUUUAUCUGAUUAAAACAAUUGGGAAGGUGGUGAUUUUUAUAAUUUUUCAUAAAUGUAUGUAAUGUAGAAUUCCUGUAUAUUUUGUGAUUUAUUCCAUUAAGUUUUUAUGUAUUACUAUGCCUUUUAGGAAUUGCAUUAGGGGACAUUAGCUAAAUUCCCCAAAUUCUUGUACUUUGUUGUGAUGUUUCAUAUCCAUUGUUUUGGUAAAAAAAAAAAAUGCCUGUUGAUUACUGAAUAUGCAUAUAUUAUAUAUUUUAUUCACUUUUAUAAUUUUACUAAAUGCAGUAUUAUGAUUGUCGUGGCUUCUUAUUUACAUAAAUACAAUUACUAUACAGUAUUUUAUUAUUAAUCUUGUUUAAUGACACAACAUAAUGAUAGUUCAAAGAAUUUGCUUGAAAAAAUAAAACACAAUCAUCUACUGUUAAAACAAACCUUGAGCUGUGGUUUUAAUCAAAGUCAUAAAUCUUUAUUGGCAUGUUUGGGGAAAAUUAUGUAAAGUGGUCCUUAUAAAGGAAUGACUAUAUCUAAAAGAAUAUUGGAUGUUUUAUCUGUGUGUAACAUUGCCAUUAGAGCACCAUGUAACAAGUUACUAUUUAAGUGUAGUGAUAUUAUAUUAUUUUGAAGUAGUACAACCUUUUCACAGCCAAAUGGUCCCGGGUUAAAUUUCUGCACAGGAUGAAAUGUUUGGGUAUGUUCCCUUAAACUUAAUGCUUCUGUCCACCUUGCACCAAAUAGGUACACAGGAAUUAGGCCACUGAUGUAGAUUAUAUUUUGGGGGAAAGGAGAGUUGUUGGUUUAGGGAAAACCUCAAUAAACUUAACAGUCUUCCUGUUCCCAAUAAGGGAAAACCAUUUAGGCAUUACAUAUAAACAUGUAAGCCAAUUGAAUUCUGUGAUUGUGAAGGAGGUAUACCAUUGGCUAUGCCAGAAUGUUUCCUUAGAAACAAGGUAAGAAUAUGAGAAGUUGAUGGUCUUGCUGCACUGUUUACAAAAGUGUGCAUCACUGCCAUUCUUGGUACAGUGUGUGUGUGUAAUAUGAAGGCUGUAGACUCGUUGUAACAAUCUGGCAUAGGUUAGUCAUGAAUCAUUUAACUGAAUAUGCUCAAAUGUAUUGGUCUCUUUACAAAUUCCAUCAUCAUCAUUGAUUCAUUUUUCUUUGCAAUUUUAAGUAUUCUAUUACAUCUACUUUUAUAUGUUUUAACAGACUUUUAUUUACCUCAAUAAUUUUGUAAUGUUUGUUUUUAUACCAUUCACUUGUCUCUUACAAUAAAUGUCCUCAGUCAUAAUUGUUUGCUUUGUAAGUAAUGUUUCAGUUUCUCAUUAAUAAUUGUAUAAAUCACAAUAUUGACAUGCGAUGACCUGCAGUCAAUACAUUUUCUUGUUGCUAUAAGGCAUUUCCAAAAGAUGGGGCAGGGUUUAGUUGAUGAGAGAAAGGUUGACAUGGAGGAAUGUGAUGUGAUCUUAAGAUAGAAUGAAAGAAACCUCACACAGCUCUUUCCUGGAGAAUUGGAUGAAGUACAAGUAUGACAUUUAUGUGUAAAUUCAAUACAUUAUGUGGAGCUUCAGCUUGCAGAGAGUUUUAAAAGUUAAUAUGAGUUUGAACUACAGUAUAGUGAAAUUCACAGUUGUCUUUAUUUUAAUGUAAUCUACAUUCUCUUAAAUUUGAGUAAGGUUCUGCAUACACUCUUCAAUAAAUAUUUUAGCAAUUAAUCAACAUCAAAUCUAAUAUAGCAAAACCAAACUGAAAGAAUUAUAAAUACCUGUACCGUACAUGUAUAUGGUAGUGACACAUUUGCUGAAGAAUUAUAAUGCUUGAAGAUGAGCCCAUUGUAAUUUUGCCCCAAUUUUUGCCUUUCGUUUCUUUUUUUUUUUUUAUGUAAGAACACUUAUGAUGAAACAUUGGCAUAAUUCCAAUUUUUGUCCUUUCAUUCUCUUCCAUUGUCAAUACAGAAUAUGUUCAGCACAUUUGGUGGUCUAGAAGUGUGCCGUAAUUAUUGAUGUUAUCUGUGCCCGAGGAGAUGAAUAUACGUGCAGAUUCCUGUAACUUUCACCGUGUGUGACUUACCUGAAGGGACAUGCAACAAAAUUGACAGUGCAACAGGCAGGUUUUUUGGGACAACAAUUACCUACUUUGGUUUGGAUUACUAAUUAAACCAUAUCUAGCCCAAAACAUCACAUGGGUUUAAAUCAUGCCAUAAUAUUGAAGAAAAAUCCUUGAUAUCUUUUCACAUGGAAAAUAUAUAUAUAUACACAAGUGUCUAAUAUUUUCUUAAAUUCUUUUAAAGUUUGUAGUAGUUCUGGCAUAUGCUAUCUACUAUUUUGCAAUUUAUUCUUCCUCCAUCAUUUUUUCUGCAGUUUAUAAUGGUGGCUUCUUGCUCUUUCAGGUUUCAAGAACUCUUCACAGUUACCCUUUGCCUAUCUCUUCAUUAAUAAGGGACCAUCAUAUUUCCCACCCUGUUUUGUUUAACUUUGGACCACAUGUUGGCAGUGUUUUUGUAGCUGUGCCUCGUUCUUUCAGUCGCAGGCUGAAAGAACAAGUCCCUGUGCAGAAGAUGAGCCACAAUAAUGUGACUGAAGACAUGAUGACCAAACCACACAGCAGAUGGAGAAGCGACGAUGUUUCUGUCCGUCCUGUACCAUUAUCAAGUCAUGUGAUGACUUGAUGAUGGUCCAGGACGGACCGAAAUGUCGUUGCUUCUUUAUCUUCUAAUGUGUGGUUUGGUCAUCACUAGAACUCCCUGUGAUCAUGAUACAAGUUAAAGUAAAUGAAUUAGUUUUGUAAGUUAAUUGUAUGUACAUUUUUUUGUUGAGUAUGUCACCAUCUUUAAUUAUUGAUGUGUCUAGGAAAAGAAGGGAGUUCUCUCUUUUUGUUCAAUAUAAAUUAUAUUGCAGAUUCUUCUUUAAAGUCUUUCGGGCUUGGUGCAUUAUUUUGAAGAUUUCUUCAUCGAACCUGUUCCUUAAUUUACUUGGGUUGAAAUGGUAUGGUGUGUUCAAAACACUCGGGAUAGAAAAGCAUUUUUCUGCACUGGGAUUGAUAACUUUUACAGUAUAUAGCGAGCGAAACCUGUAUGUGUUCUGUCAAUGACACUUGUAUCACACAGGCACACACAGAUUAAGAACUCGUACAUUUAGGGAAUGCUAAACUCAUGAUCAUGGAAGAAAAUGACAGAAGAAAGUGCGAAGAAUCUGCAGUUAUCAAAUGCUACAAUAACCAUUGAACAGAAUCAAAGAAAUUUCAGCAUUUCAUUGCCACUUAAUAAAUUACUACUCGAAAAAUAUGUUUUCUAAAAUACUUAAUUCAUCACACAUGGCCUCACCCCCACCUUCACUUCGCUUUGUCCUUUUCCCUUUAUAAGCAGCUAACUCUGUCUCUCUCUCUCUCUCUCUCUUAUAUGAACAUAAUAAGGUCCUUGUAUGUGAAGCAUUUUACACUACUGUUCUUAAUUAUAUGCACUUACCUGUCGGUGAUUAUGGAGAAUUGAGGUCUAACCUUGUUGUACCUGUUGCAUUAUAAUUUAAUUAUUCUGAUAUUCAAAUUCUUUGUCGAAUCUGGCCUUAAAGUUGUGGAUGGAGAUGGCUUACUCAAAUUCUUCUUUCAAUGUAUUGCAUUUGUUUCCCAUUUACAGGGUUUGAGAACUUCCUUAUUUUCUUUAAGCUGAUUUCUUCAUCUCAUUUGUGUUUCCAGCUUCCACUUAUGUCCUGUCAUCCUUCUUUCUCUCAAUUUAAAAGAGGCUGUCAUUGUCUAAUUUGUUAAUUCCCCUCAGUAUCUUUAUGUUGCAAUCAUGCUCACCCCCCUGCCUUCCUCUGUUUUUUUUUCUCCUCCAGCAUUGCAAGGUCUAGUUCCUUUAACCUACUGAUUCGUCAGAACUGAUUCAUCAGUUCUCUUAGUUCUGGCACUAAGCUUGUUGCAAAUUUUUGUACUUUUUCAGUUUGUUUUAUGCUUCACAAGGUGCAGAUUGCAGGAUGGUGCUGCAUAUUUCAAUAUUGGUCUAACAAAAGCUAUGUAGAUUGCACUGAAAGAGCCUUGGUUUAGGUUUCUAAUCAACAUUCUAAUCUUUGUCAGCAUACUAUAUGCUGCUGAUGUUAUGCUGUUUGUGUCUGGAGAGUACUACUGUAUAUCCACUCCCAAAUCCUUUUCUCUCUCUCUCCAACUCCUGUAGUUGCCUGCGCCUUAUGGUGCAGAUACCUUUCCCAUCUUUGUUAUCUUACGCUUUUUGGGAUUCAAUUCUAACAACCAUUUGUUUGCCCACUCCUGUAGUUUGUCAAGGUCAUCCUGUAACCUUCUGCUGUUUUUUGUUUUUACAUUCCUUAUUAGCUUUGCAUCGUCUGUAAACACUGACGUGUACAAGCUCGCUUAUUUUGGUAGGUCAUUCACAUAAAUUAAGAACAGCAGGGGUCCCAGGACCGAUCCUUAUGAAACUCUACAUGUUACGUUCCUCCAACUAGAAGCCUCAUUUGGGUAAGGUAGUCACCUACUCAGUUCAGUGUCUCCCUAGUUAUCCCUGUUUGCUUCUCCAUUUUGAACUCGUCUUUCAUAACACACAUCGUAUACUUUUUGACAAUCUAGUAAAAUACAAUUUACCUAGCCUUCUUUUUCCUGUCAUAUUUUAGCAAUCUUGUCAUAGAACUUGAUCAAGUUUGUCAGGCAUGACUUUUCCCUUCUAAAUCCAUGCUGCCUGUUUGUUUCAAACGUUUAUUUUCAAUUGCUCAACCUGAUUCAUUUUUCCAACAUUUUACAAUGAAUACUUGUCAGUGACACUGGCCUUUAUUUAGUGCGUCUGUCUUUUUUUUUUUUUUUAUAUACAUAUUUUUUUUUUGCCUUUUCCCCAAAUACCAGGAGGUUUCCAGUCAAAUGUUUUAAUGAAGACUUUGGUUAGCAGGAGACGAAGUGCCUCUGCAGUCUCCUGUAAUAAUCGUGAUAUUAAUGUUGACCAAACCACAACUCAGAUGAUGGAGAAGCGACGAUGUUUAGGUUUGUCCUGGACCAUUAAGAAGUCUGAUGCUAUUGAUUUUGUUGCAUAUUAUUCCUCCAGGUGUGUUUUACCCUCUUUCACUGUGACUAUUAUGUCAUCCCCAGUGUUACCUGUGGCCUGCCAUCUCUUAACUCUGGUCUCCACGCUGGUUCUUUUGUUAAGACCUGAAAUCUUUUUCUCCAAUUCUUCACAUCCCUUAUUGUUGUUUUCUGUGAAAAUUCCAGCUUGUGCUGUAGACUGUUGCUUUUCAUGAUUAUGCUCUCAUGGUCAAGGAAAUUUGCCUUAUGUGAUGAAGAUAUUGUCAUUUGGAGGAAAAAUUCCCAUCCAGAUUUUAUAAAGUAUUUGUUCUUUGGUGAAUUAUUAGAUAUGUACUCUUAUAGUUUAAAUUGUGUAAAUUAUAUUUUCAGAUGAUGGCAUUUCAGCAUAUUAAUAAUAAUAAUAAUAAUAAUAAUAAUAAUAAUAAUAAUAAUAAUGAUUAUUUACAAGAAGGUACAAUGGGUUGGUGAGAUUACGUAAGAUUGGUAUUUGUACAUUCUUGCAAAGCUACUAACUCGUAUAGCAUUUCGGGCAGAGUUAAUGGUGUGUGUUAUUAGGGCACAAUGUUUAUUAUCUCAUAAAUAUACUUGGGGCCAAUUUUCAGAUAGUAGAAUGAAAUGGACUGCAAAACAUUAAGUAUGAAUAUAUGUACACCUUUUUGGAUAGUGGACCUAGAUUAUAUAGUACAAAUAUUAAUUUAUUUUGCCCUUCAUACACUGUCAUUUAAGAACCAUUUUUCACGAAACAAAGAUUUGUAAAGUGAAUGUAAUUUUGCAAUUGGAAUUUCACUGGUGUUUUAUUGUAGAACUUCAGUGUGGAACUAUUUAAUAAAGUACACAAAACUUUUCAUGCACAUAAUUUAUGAAAAGGCAAAACUGCAGUUUUACAUGUUAUUCUCAGAUGAAUUUUGUGAUAACUUUAAGCUUCACUUGGCAUUGUUUAAUGACAACCUUGAAUUAUCUUUUACUUAUUAUUGUUGUAAACUCGGUUAUCUGUAUACAGUACAGUAUUUCGAUGUUUAAUAGUUGAAACAUUUAUGCAAUUUGCAGUAAAUCUAAGUUUGUUUAAUUUCACUUUUGUGUUGGAAAGACAUUAGUAGUGUAUUAAGAUGUUCAGUGUUUGAUUGAUAUUUCAUUUGGAAUUACAUUUUCAUGUACAUACUGGAAAACAUACCUUGGUGAUUUCUUUAUUUUCAAAUUGUAUACAUUGUCAUCAUUGUACAGCGGUACAAAACCACGACUCGUGUUUCCUUGGCUUUUUAAUUAAAAAUAAAGACAAAUAAUAUUAAUGCAAUAAAUGCUAUAAAUAUUUAUGCACUGUGGAAGCAGUAACAUACAUGUACAAGUAUAUACACUAAUAAAGCUAUAAUGGAACUGUA
Messenger RNA from Procambarus clarkii (red swamp crayfish), 10559 nucleotides. NCBI's taxonomy places the organism in Eukaryota, Metazoa, Arthropoda, Malacostraca, Decapoda, Cambaridae. The record is from RefSeq and is a predicted model, not a curated record.